AUGCCGAUAACAGAUCCGAUACAAUUUAAUGAAUCAAUAUGGAAUAUUGUGUUGCGUCGUAGGAGUCGCCCGCGCCUCGGCCGUCGGCCCGCGCGGCUCCGAGGAGUCGAGAACAGAAGGCCGCGUGAGAGAUGCAUACACCAAUGUCCCGUGCAUGCGCGGCGUAGCGGUGAGUGCGCCGGCGCCGGCCGGCCGCGGGACCGGUCCGACGAGUGGGGCGACUCGAGGGCGGGUCGUCAUCUGACCACGAGGGAGGAGGAACGUGUCCAU
Brenthis ino (lesser marbled fritillary) is the source of this 270-nucleotide messenger RNA. The record is from the annotation of a GenBank genome assembly. Lineage: Eukaryota; Metazoa; Arthropoda; Insecta; Lepidoptera; Nymphalidae.